CCCAAGCCAGCCAGGAAGGAGGAGGCAGCCAGAGUGGCCACCACUGUUCUCUGCAGCAGAAGACCCCUUGCUGCCCUGCCAAACCCAGCAUUUGCCAGAGCAUUCAAUUUCCCCAAGACAUUGCUGUGCCCAAACUGGAUAGAUGACUGACUGAAAUAUUGACUGGACAGGUGGCUGACUGAAACAAGCUCUUUAGGUGGAUUAGAUACACUGAAUGAACAAAUUCAGGCCACCCAAAUAAGCAAGGAACUUAACUGAUGAAUGGGACUCUGAUUGCAGGCACACCCAUUGCGGUGGAUUUCUGGAGUAUCAGAAAAGCUGGGGAGGCUCGCUUGUUCUUCCUUACCCACUUGCACUCUGACCAUACAGUGGGGCUUUCUAGCACCUGGAGACAGCCUAUCUAUUGUUCUCCUGUUACUGGUCAACUCCUGCAUCUCCGAUUAAAGGUGGCUAAGCAAUGGAUCUGCCCUCUGGAAGUGGGAGAGAGCCAUGUUGUAGCCCUGGAUGAGAUUGGCAAAGAAACCAUGACAGUGACCUUGAUAGAUGCCAACCACUGUCCUGGAUCUGUCAUGUUCCUCUUUGAAGGCUAUUUUGGCGUCAUCCUCUACACAGGUGAUUUUCGUUACACACCCAGCUUGCAGCAGGAGCCAGCUCUGAAGAACUCUAAGCUUAUGAAUAUCCUCUACCUGGACAAUACCAACUGCAAUCCCUAUACUGUCUUACCAUCACGGCAGGAGGCCACUGAGCAAAUCAAAGAGGUGAUCAGGGCCCACCCUGAUCACCUGGUUAAGAUUGGUACCUACAGUUUAGGAAAGGAAUCACUCUUGGUGGAACUAGCCAGAGAAUUUAAAACCUGGAUUGUGGUGAAUCCUGAGAAACUGGAGCUUGUGAGGCUUCUGGGGCUGGAGGAUGUAUUCACUUCUGAGGAAGAGGCUGGUUGGAUUCAUGUUGUAGAUUUUUCAGAAAUCCGCCAAGCAACUAUGACCAGCUGGAACCAAAAGCAUCCAACUAUAGCUAUUCUCCCCACCAGCCGGCAAGUAAAGAUCAACCACUGUGAUGUCCACCUUGUUCCCUACUCAGACCAUUCAUCGUUCCAAGAGUUGCUAGAGUUUGUGGCUUGGCUGAAGCCGUGCUCUAUAAUUCCAGUGGUAAAGAGUGAGGUUUGUCAGAUGUAUUUCCAACAGUACUUGAGAUCUGAGGAUUACUCGCUUCUUGACUCCAAAGUCCCCAAGUCUGCGAAGAGAUAUAUGCAGCUACAAAUCAGGAAGCAGGAAAGAACCUCAAAAUUACUCAGACUGUCUACCUUUCGCCAUAUGCCAAGGGGAGUUAUAUUUGAUUCCUUAGAGGAAUGUAUGAGUGAGAGUGACUGGGAUGCAAACGUUACCCAGCAAACGAGCCCAGAGACAGUGAGGAAAUCUAUGCCUUCUUGUAGGCAUAAGUAUUUGCUGUGGAAGAAGAAGCAGAAAAAUGUAAUGGCAGAACCAAAAAGCUUUGAGAAUCCGAGAGUGCAUUCUCCAGUGAAGUCUGAUUUUGCUACAUCUGCCGGACAUCAGCUGAACGACAGUAUUGCCAAUCAGUUUCAAAAAUAUCAGACAUGUUCAACACUGAAACACACAGAAACUUUGUCUUGUAGUGAGAGGGAUGCUGGUUCCAAACCAAACUGGACCUCUUAUUCCUCUCCAGGCAGCGCUUGUCUCUGCCAGCUGGCCUCUCAGAACUGUGUACCUUCAAUAUUAUCCCAUGCUGUUCAGAAUGAAAUAGAGGACACAUCAACCUCUUCAGAGGAUGUGGCAUUCAAGCCUACUAGUGAAGAGGUUUCACGUGACCUUCUUCAGGAGUAUGACUUAUCUCCACUCAACAGCCCAAAGCAAUGGUCGCUCCAACACUUUGACUGGCAAGUGGAAAACUACUUAAAGAGAGCAAGGGCCCAAGUGCAUUGAACAGAGCAGAAGUUUCCAACCUCGGCUCCCCAGACACUGUUAGACUACAACUCUCAUCAUCCCCAGCCACAAUUACCUUUGGCCGUUGUGGCUGGUUAUGUUGGAUGUUUGUAGCCCAGCAUCCUCUGGCAACCCAAAGUUGGAAACCCCUGGGGUAUGGCAAAUAUGUAUCCAGUACUAGAAUUUGUGGUACAAGCCCAGUUACUAACAGAGUGCUACAGAAGGCACCUGUGGAAUGUUGUCAGCUGGGAUUCAUGGGCAUGUUUUUUCCAGAGUCAGUUGUGAAAAUAGAUCCCAACUAACUAAUACUUCAAAGUGAAUCCACAGGAUUAGUGGCUUUGAGACCUUGCCUCAAUCAACUUUUUAGAAACUUCUUCCUAAUCUAUUAGGGCUACUUACCAAUAUUUUUUGAGCUGUACUGUUGGAGAACCUAAAUAUGUAACUUUACCUGCAUACUUGUUAACAUGCUAAUCCAUAUGCUCUUCUUUUUUAUUAAACACUUUCGAACAUCCUC
Molecule: messenger RNA, 2454 nt
Organism: Hemicordylus capensis (graceful crag lizard)
Lineage: Eukaryota; Metazoa; Chordata; Lepidosauria; Squamata; Cordylidae
Gene: DCLRE1B
Product: DNA cross-link repair 1B
Exons: 6
Coding region: 258-1940 (560 amino acids)
Biological process (GO): protection from non-homologous end joining at telomere; double-strand break repair via nonhomologous end joining; interstrand cross-link repair
Molecular function (GO): damaged DNA binding; 5'-3' DNA exonuclease activity
Source: RefSeq, a predicted model, not a curated record